AUGGUCCACGGCCUCCAGGCGAGGGGGCCGCCCCCGGCUGUGGCGCCUGAGUCGUGGCCUCCGCCAAGGUUGGAGGAGGAGAAAGCAAACCCACAAAACUUCCCAAAUGGGAGGCAGCCUGGCCAGGCAGGAGGAGGAGCGGGGCGGGCCGGGGCGUCGCUGCGGGAUCUCAUCCAGGGCGCGCACUCUGGACGGUCCCCGCGGCUUCCCGGGGGCCGCCGGCUCGGCCAGGGCCCGGAGCCGCCCGCCCUAGGCCGCCGAGGCCCCCCGGCCCCGCGCCUCUCCCUGCCCCCCUUUCAUGAGCCCCACAUCUGUCUUUCCCGGGGGAGGGAGCGCGCUCCUUCCGCCCUGCUGGGGUCCCUGGCGGAGCGUCUCCGCUCCUUGGUGCUGCAGAGCUGCAGGGGUGGUGGGAGUGGUUCUGUCACCGGCUUUUUCCUACAGGUGGUUGCAUUUUUGGCGAUGGUCAUUGGAAAGCACACCUACAGUCUGCGGCUCCAGAGGGACUGCAGCCACUGGCAGGACCCCCCUGAGGAGUGGCUGAAGUGGAAUACUGUGUCCAUGCCACCCCCAGAGUUGGCUAGCUUCACCCAGCACCCAGAAUCCUGCAAGGCCAGUGAAGAUGGACCCCUCAACAGCAGGGCUAUCUCCCCAUGGAGAUAUGAGUUGGACAGGGACUUGAACCGGCUCCCCCAGGACCUGUACCACGCCCGCUGCCUGUGCCCACACUGUGUCAGCCUGCAGACGGGCUCCCACAUGGAUCCCCUGGGCAACUCGGAGCUGCUCUACCACAACCAGACCGUCUUCUACCGGCGCCCAUGCCACCGUGAGCAGGGUGCCCACAAGGGCUACUGCCUGGAGCGCAGGCUCUACCGUGUCUCCUUGGCUUGUGUGUGUGUGCGUCCCCGUAUGAUGGCCUAG
Messenger RNA from Carlito syrichta (Philippine tarsier), 918 nucleotides. It is a transcript of the gene IL25, whose product is annotated as interleukin 25. NCBI's taxonomy places the organism in Eukaryota, Metazoa, Chordata, Mammalia, Primates, Tarsiidae. The transcript is spliced from 4 exons. Gene Ontology annotation, cellular component: extracellular region. The coding region runs from base 1 to 918 and encodes 305 amino acids. The record is from RefSeq and is a predicted model, not a curated record. Gene Ontology annotation, molecular function: cytokine activity.